CUUAAAUAUAUUAGAGUAGGUUAUUUUCAUGCACGUAGGUUAGGGGACAAAAAAAAAGCAUGCACGUAAAUAUUUAGAAACUCCGAAUUUUGGGCAUAAAGAUCCGACAAGAGGAAGCAAGAUUCUGGUAGACAACAUGAGAACCACAUUUCCCUCUCAUCUCCUUCAAUUCUCUCUCUCUCAAUCAUUUUUUUAUUUCUCUAGAAGAGGCUCCGAUCCCUUCUCCCCUGUUCAGGUCACCCAGGGUUCAGCUUUUAUUUUGGCUAAUUUGUCAUCGUUCUUCCCCUGAGGACCAUGAAAACUACUCGUGAACCAUUUGCUUCUCCAUGUGAGAAUCCCUCCAAUGUCGGUGAAGGAAUAUCAGAAAAGGGGAUCCCGAAGAUGGCUGGGCAUAGUAAGCUACUUUUUUGUGCCUCCAUUUCUAUCUCCGCUGAAGAAUUGCGGUGUCUCACUAUGGCCGAAGGAAAAAUAGAAAAGGAUUCAACUGAAGAAUCUCUGGACAAGGUUCAAUCACAAGAUGAAGUAUCUGAGGAGUCUACUAGAGAUGCUUCCGAAGAUGAUGCAGGGUCUACAACUUCAAAGUCCAGCAGCACUUCAGAUUCGGAAGGCAAAUUUCAAUCCCAGUGGAAAGGAUUCAUUAAAAGACUAAAGAUAACUUCAGCCAUAAAUUUGCAUACUUUCCAUCAAAGCAUGCCUUCGCUGUCUUCUAUAAAGAUGCUACCUAAAUGGAAAAGUAAGAGUACAGAACAAAGCAUGCCAACGGUUCCUACUCCUAAUCUGGAUACUGAUUUACGUCAUUGCUUUCAAGCGCACUGGAAGAAUUUCUUCCUCUCUGAUCUUCAGAAAGCUACCGACAACUUUAGCCGUGAAAACCUGAUCGGUGAAGGAGGUUCAUCUGAAGUAUAUAAGGGACAUCUUGAAGAUGGCCAACUGGUGGCAGUUAAAAGGCUGAUCAGGGGAACUCAAGAGGAGAUGACAGCCGACUACUUGUCUGAACUCGGAAUUCUGGUACAUGUCAACCAUCCCAACAUUGCUGGUGUUAUAGGAUAUGGAGUUGAAGGAGGGAUGUACCUUGUCCUUCCUCUGUCUCCACAUGGGAGCUUAGCGAAUCUGCUUAAUGGUGAAAACGGUAAGUUGUCUUGGAGCUAUAGGUAUAAUAUCUCUCUAGGUGCUGCUGCUGGCCUCAGAUAUCUCCAUGAGGGUUGCCGGAGGAGAAUCAUCCAUAGAGAUAUCAAGACAGCUAAUGUUUUACUGACGGAAGAUUUUGAAGCUCAGAUAUCUGAUUUUGGACUUGCAAAAUGGCUUCCUGAUCAGUGGCCACACCUCACUGUAUCUCAGUUUGAAGGCACAUUCGGAUACCUCCCUCCUGAGUUCUUCAUGCAUGGUAUUGUGGAUGAAAAGACAGACGUCUACGCCUUUGGUGUUUUGUUGUUGGAGCUUAUUUCUGGACGUCCAGCUUUGGAUGAAUCUCGUAAUAGUGUUGUUAUGUGGGCCAAACCAAUGCUCCUUAGUAAGAAUCACAGUGGGUUAGUUGAUCCAUCACUUGGGGAUGCCUAUGACUCAGAACAGAUGAAUCGGAUGGUUUUGGUUGCCUCUUUAUGCAUACAACAAUCUUCAUCAGAUCGGCCUCAAAUGAGCCAGGUUCACGAGAUGCUGAAAGGUACUGGAGGCAUUCUUGAGAGAAAAAAAACGUUCCGACAUGCCAGUCGUCAAGAGGAUAUAUCCCGAAAAGUGAAUUUACUGCAUGACUUGCCCUCACCAAAGUGUAAAGAUGAUAGUUGUCAAGAGAAUAUAUCCCAAAAAGUGAAUUUACUGCAUGACAUGCCCUCAGUGAAUUUACUGCAUGACAUGCCCUCACCAAAGUGUAAAGACGAUAGUCGUCAAGAGGAUAUAUCCCAAAAAGUGAAUUUACUGCAUGACUUUCCCUCACCAAAGUGUAAAGACGAUAGCCGUCAAGAGGAUAUAUCCCAAAAAGUGAAUUUACAACAUGACUUGCCCUCACCGAAGUGUAAAGAUGAUCUCAAUAACCAGCAAAAUCAGGCAGAGUUGGAGAAAUAUAACAUUAAUCCGCUGUUACAAUGAAGAUCUCUCAUGUAACCUCAACACUCUGGACAAUCAUCUCAUCCCCAUGGAGCUAUCGGAAUUCUCAACACACAUGUCGGGUUAUUAAUGUUCUAGCCCGCCAGAACUGAUUGGAUCACCACAUCCAGUUGAAAAUCUACUGAGAAAUCAAAAUGAGAAGUGCAGCAAUCAGUGUUUCAAGUUUAGACAGGUUUAACAGGUUUUUUUAGGGGUGUUGGACUAUUGGUCCCUACUAUAUAUUGAAAUGAGAAAAGAGAUGCCAAAAUAUUGUUGGGUGCAUAGCAGACCCUUGUUCUAUUUGAGUGCAUCCAGAUCUAGUAUCUUGCUGGAUAUUGAUCACGUGAAGAAUUGUGCAUACAACCAUCAACUUUGGAAGGUUAAUGCACACUAGGUUGAAGACAUGGAUAAUAGCUAAAAACUACUACUGUUUUUUCCUCAAUAGUACAUGCUUUAUAUCAGCUAGUGCAGAUUACUUUGUUAAUAGGAUUUAACUCGGUGCCCUUCUAUAGAAUUGAAAGACAAAUUUGUUAUCAUA
This is a messenger RNA of Capsicum annuum, 2617 nucleotides long. Its product is annotated as receptor-like cytosolic serine/threonine-protein kinase RBK2. Bases 295 to 2082 code for a protein of 595 amino acids. Lineage: Eukaryota; Viridiplantae; Streptophyta; Magnoliopsida; Solanales; Solanaceae. The record is from RefSeq and is a predicted model, not a curated record. Gene Ontology annotation, biological process: protein phosphorylation. Gene Ontology annotation, molecular function: ATP binding; protein kinase activity. The transcript is spliced from 9 exons.